Molecule: messenger RNA, 2222 nt
Organism: Triticum dicoccoides
Lineage: Eukaryota; Viridiplantae; Streptophyta; Magnoliopsida; Poales; Poaceae
Product: transcription termination factor MTERF5, chloroplastic-like
Exons: 1
Coding region: 739-1914 (391 amino acids)
Biological process (GO): regulation of DNA-templated transcription
Molecular function (GO): double-stranded DNA binding
Source: RefSeq, a predicted model, not a curated record
AAGUCAUUCCUAAAAAUCAAAACCACUGUCCACUACAUGUUCACCACACUGUCCUCUGCAUUGGGGAUCGAGCAGAAACCUCACCAGCUUUUUGCGAACCAGUCAGAGUCCUAGAUCCCCUGUUCACCCCCGCGACGACCGCAACACAGACAUGGAGUGGGCUGCCACCGGAGAAGAGGCAGUAUCACUGUCUCAUUGGCGCAACGGGGAAGGGAUCCACCAACGACGGCUUGCGCUGCGUCUCAAAACAGGCCUUCCCGGUGGCGGUGAGGUUGCGGUGGAAGCGGAGCGGCUUGGGGACGAGCUGGGCCUUAAACGGGAGCGGGCGCGAGGGAAUGUGGAGGUCGCCAAUGGCCAUGUCCGCCGCCGCCGCACCCCCUUCCCGCGUGUGCGGCAGGACUUGUAGAUCAGUUCGGGAAUGGUGGGAUCCUGAGGAGUCGGAGGCGGCAUUUCCGACGAUGGACGGCGGCGGAGGCGUCAUUCUGCAUAGCGGUCGAGAGGAGAGAUGAGAUGGGGAUGGCGAGCAGAGCGAGAGAAACGAGCGGCAUGGGGCAGUGGUGAAGGAACCUGGUGGCGCUCGUCGGCCAUCGCCGGUCGCGGAGCCGCGGGGGCCGAAUUGAUAAGUGGCACAUUUUGGUAAACUUUUUUCCAAAUCCGCGAAGGUAUCCGGCUCCCUUGUCUUUUUUAAGGUAUCUCCCCCGGAGGCCGCCCCUCCCACACUAGUCCGCCCCAUCCAUCAUGUUCGCCUCCAUCUGCCGGCGGCGGCUCGCCCUCCGAAUCCAUCAAAUCGCUGGCCGCGGCGGCGGCACAAACCCCCUCGAAUUCAUCCCUGGCACCAUCCCUCUCGCCCACUGCUACACCUCGCCCGCCGUCGCCGAAGUCCCGAGCUCGGAGCCCUGCCCCGACACCGUUUCCUACCUCAUCUCGUGCGGCCUCUCCCCCGCCGCCGCUGGCGCGGCCACCACCGCUCAACACCUCCGCAUCCGCUCCACCGACAAGGCCGACGCUGUGCGCGCCCUCCUCAAGAUCUACGGCUUCACCGACGCGGACAUCGUCCGGACCUUGCGCAGCGCCCCGGUUAUCCUCGUCGCUGACCCCGAGCGGAUCCUCCGCCCCAAGCUCGACUUUUUCGCCUCCCUAGGCUUCGAGACCCACAAGCUCGCAACCGAGCCUUUGCUGCUCGCACGCAGCCUCGACAAGCACCUCGUCCCCGCCAUCCAGUUCCUCCGCGGGAUCAUCGGCAGCGACGACGACCUCCGCCGCGCUUUUCACCGCGUCCCCCGAGGCCUCGCUGUGGACCUCGACAACAACAUGCGCCCCGCCGUGGAAGCUCUCCGCCGCGGCGGCCUCACAAAGGCCGACAUUUCGAAGCUGCUCGUCAUCCGUUUGGGCGUGCUCUUGUCGUCACCGGAUCGCAUCAGCGAAAUCUUUGAGGAACUCAAGGCGAUGGGCAUGUCCGUCUUGGACCCACGCUUCCUCUACUGCUUCCGUGCGAUGUCCGGUGUUAAGAGGGACUCAUGGCUGCGGAAAAUGGCAUUUUACCAGAGCUUCGGGCUGUCAGAGGGUGAGUUGCUGCAGGCCUUCAAGACGCAGCCCACGAUAUUCCUUUUCACCGAUGAGAGCAUAAAAAAGAAGGUCCGAUUCCUGCUGGACGAGCUGAAGCUUGGAAUAAGUGAUGUAAUUGCGCGGCCUGUAGUUCUAGGCUAUAGCUUGGAGAAGUGCAUCCUGCCGAGGUGCGCCGUGCUGACUGUGUUGAUGAGGGAGAGGAGGAUUCGGAGAGAUAUCAAAUUGCUUCAGGCAUUGCUUGGCAGUUCCAGGAAUUUCGAGACCAGGUAUGUGUUGAGGCAUGCUGAUGAUGUGCCAGAUGUUGUUAAGGCAUAUCAGGGUAAGAUCAAAUUUGAAGGAUUCAAAUAGGCUGGUCUUCUAGAAUGAUAUAAUUCUAGAUUAGGCUUAUGUUUCUAGUGCCAAUGUUAAAGAUCAAGUCAUGAUUCAUGAUUCUAGCAGUACUUCCGAGGACAGUUUUGCCCUAUUGGUAGCCCAUGUUACUGAGUAUCAACUACAUUUGUAGUUUAACAUCUAUCAUUUUGCAUCCUGCAGCCUAUUAAAAUCUAGAAACAUAGUAGAUGGUUUGUUGUUGUAUAGAGACUGCGUCAGUAUUGAAGUUUCUUGAUCUUGUAUGUUCAACCAGUUCUUUUAACUGUUUGUGCUUUUUAGAUUGAUUA